Molecule: messenger RNA, 1088 nt
Organism: Pelecanus crispus (Dalmatian pelican)
Lineage: Eukaryota; Metazoa; Chordata; Aves; Pelecaniformes; Pelecanidae
Source: RefSeq, a predicted model, not a curated record
AUCAUCCUCCUCCUCGACUCGGACAACGAUGGCAUCCGCACCCACGCCAUCAAGUUCGUGGAGGGGCUCAUCAUCACACUCUCGCCCCGCAUGGCCGACUCCGACGUCCCCAAGCGUCACGAGAACGACAUCAGCCUCGAGCGCAUCCCCAAGGACCACCCCUACAUCAAAUACAACGUGCUGUGGGAGGAGGGCAAGGCUGCCCUGGAGCAGCUCCUCAAGUUCAUGGUGCACCCGGCCAUCUCCAGCAUCAACCUGACGGCCGCGCUGGGUUCCCUGGCCACCAUCGCCCGCCAGCGCCCCAUGUUCAUGGCUGAGGUCAUCCAAGCCUACGAGACCCUCCACGCCAACCUGCCCCCUACCCUGGCCAAGUCGCAGGUGAGCAGCGUCCGUAAGAACCUGAAGCUGCACCUCCUGAGCGUCCUGCGGCACCCGUCCUCAGGGGACUUCCAGCCCCAGAUCACCACCCUCCUCGUCGACCUGGGCACCCAACAGGCCGAGAUCGCCCGCAGCAUGCCUAGCCCCCGCGACACCCGCAAACGACCCCGCGACGAGCCCGAUGCUGCCCUCAAGAAGAUGAAGAUUGAGCCCCCCCUGGGUGAGGAUGAUGAGGACAAGGACCUAGAGCCAACAACGGUGGCAGCGCCCAAAGCUGCCGGCCAGGCCAGCGUCCCCUCAGACACGGACAUCACGGCCGAGUUUCUGCAGCCGCUGCUCACCCCGGAGAACGUCGCCAACCUGGUGCUGAUCAGCAUGGUGUACCUGCCCGAGGCCAUGCCUGCAUCCUUCCAGGCCACCUACACACCCGUGGAGUCGGCCGGCACCGAGGCGCAGAUCAAGCACCUCUCCCGCCUCAUGGCCACCCAGAUGACGGCGGCGGGGCUGGGCCCGGGUGAGCGGGGACCGGCCCGCGUGAAGAUCCUGGCCUCGCUGGUGACACAGUUCGAGGUGCCGCUGAAGGGUGAGGUGCUGGCCUUCAUCCUCGAUGACAUCCGUGGCCGCCUGGACCUGGCCUUCGCCUGGCUGUUCCAGGAGUACAACGCCUACCUGAGCCGCUUCCCCGCCGGCAGCCUGGAGCGCUAUGACGA